GUUCCACUUCAAUGAGUUCCAGUUCUUGCUUCUGAAGACGUUUUCUACCAUCCUGCUGUUUACGCUUCUGUUGAUAUUCGUGUCGUGGAGGGUCUACGGGAAGCGUAUAUCGGAGCGGUUUAUGAAGCCUGGUGAGUGGCUACAUCUGCAACAAUAGAACAACUGAAAGAGAGUGUUUCCAAACUGAAACUACCCAAAGAGCACACCCCACGCAUUUAGUACCAACAUUUCCAAACUCUAAACAAACUAUCUUCAAGUAACCAGACUAUAGAAAUCCAAAAUGGCCGACAAAAUAAAGAAAUUCUUCAUGAAGAAGAAAGUGGAUGCCAAAUUCAAGAUGGCGGGCAAAGGUCACAAGUUAGCAGACACUACAUCUACGACUCCAAGUCAUAGUUCUUCGGCUUCAGAUAGAAUGCCCAUGAAGAGAAGCGGGCUGAGUGAGGAGAGUAAGGUGGCUGCGGAGGCCGCGCUGGCCAGGCUACAGUCUAAGAGGGAAAAUCCCGCUUUUAACACUUCUUUGGCUGCAGUUCAGGCACAAGUAAGGAAGGAAUUGGAAGCAGAACAGGCGGCUUCAUCAAAGGAGUCACCUCCACCUGUUGUUCAGAAAACCACUGAAGAGGUGGAUGUGCCACGAAACAUGGCUGUGUCUGGUGUUUAUUUCAAAUGCCCAUUGAUAAGCAACGACAUCCUGCCUAGAGACGAAUGGAAGAAGAACAUCAAGACGUUUCUGUACGAACAACUAGAGUCAGAGAGGAGCCUCACCGCCUGCCUGAUAAUAUACUCCUGCAAUAGCAACAGGGAAAAGGUGGAUUCGUGCGUCGAUACUCUUUGCAAAUAUUUGGAGAACUUAAUACUUCACCCAGACGAAGAGAAAUUCAAGAAAAUUCGAAUGAGCAAUAGGGUGUUCACUGACCGAGUGUUGCCUAUAGAAGGUUCAUUGGACUUGCUGCAAGGGGCCGGUUUCAUACAACAGAAACUGGCUAACCCUGACGGGGUAGAGGAAGAAUAUUUAGUGUUUGAUGAUGCUAACUAUUCGGUGGAUGCUUUGCCGGCAAUAAUAGACGCGCUCCGUUCAGCCGAGCCUAUACAGUUGGAGUUGGAUAGAAACCUGCAAGUUCUGUUGCCUUCUCAAGCUGCUGCCAAGGUCCAGCUACCAGCCUCCUUUUAUACCAUGUCGCCUGAAGAGUUGAAGAGGGAACAGCAGUUGAGGUCCGAAGCUAUAGAGAAAAGCCAAAUGCUGCGAACCAAAGCUAUGAGAGAGAAAGACGAGCUGCGUGAAAUGAAGAAAUACAAGUUUGCUAUCAUCAGAGUACGCUUCCCUGAUGGUAUAUUGUUACAGGGCACAUUUUCUGUCUACGAAAGGUACAACGACAUACACGAUUUUGUCGAACAAAACCUAGAAAAUAGCGGAUUACCUUUCGUUCUCAACACGCCAACAGGACAUAAGUUGAUACCCGAAGAGGAUGGGAAUAAGACCCUUAUAGACCUUAGAUUAGUACCAGCCACAAUACUUACAUUCGCUUGGCAUUCGUCCGUAGCUGAAGAAAUUAGCAGAAGCCCGAAUAAAGAUGUGUAUUUGAAACCUGAGGUAAUGAUUUUGGUAAAGGAAUUAUAAAUGUAUUUAUAAUCUACGAUGUUUGUUAUUAAGUUCAUUUUCCGGUGCAUUUUAAAUCUAAGAACUAUGGUUCUCUUUUACUGCACAAUUUUUGAAGUCACAUCUGCAUAAAUUGCACUUAGAUUUAAACUGAAUUGGAUGAACUAUGUAUCGAUAAAUACUGCUUAGAUAUUUAAAGCUGUAUUAGGAUAGUUUCUCGUUGUUCAAUAAUAAUCUCUAUGUACACACGGAUAGUGCCUGUAAUUGCUUGUUCGAGAUUUAAUGAUGUUAUGCAAGCAUUUUAUUGUAUGUUACAAUUAAAUAAUAGAUCCACAUUAUAUCCCUUUAUAACCAAAGCAAUGAAAUAAUCUAUACAUUAUAUCAUACAAGAAAGUAUUUAACAAAAUAUUUGCUGCGACAGCCACAUGAUUUUUGUAUGUAACGAGCAAACAAUUUUUUAUUGUAUUCAAAAUCAUGAACUACUUAUUCCAACAUUAUACUAGGAUUAUUAUUAAAGAUUUUCGAUUUAGUCAUCGCGUCCUGUCCUUGUUUUAAAACGUUCCAUUUUAUUUAGGCUCUAGACAUACGGAACGUAUUUCAACUGCGAUCCAUUUGUAAAUGUUAUUGCAUUGAAGGUAGCAUGGUUUGCAAGACGCGAUUGUCUUGCCUUGUGCUAUGCCUUCAGGUUCUGUUUGAAAGCAAUAUAACUGCAAAACGACUAGUAUUUGAAAUGAAUGCAGUCUUUGUAGAGCCAUAGACUUACUUAUGUAAUGUUGUGUAAGCUCGAUGUCCAUAUUUAAUUUAUUUAUCUUGUUUUUAAGACUUUUUUGUAUAUGGAGUUAAUGUUACUGUGGAUAAUAAAGUAUUUUGAAAUUACAUU
Molecule: messenger RNA, 2474 nt
Organism: Plutella xylostella (diamondback moth)
Lineage: Eukaryota; Metazoa; Arthropoda; Insecta; Lepidoptera; Plutellidae
Gene: Gint3
Product: GDI interacting protein 3
Cellular component (GO): cytoplasm
Molecular function (GO): protein binding
Source: RefSeq, a predicted model, not a curated record